Penaeus monodon (black tiger shrimp) is the source of this 1682-nucleotide messenger RNA. RefSeq names its product esterase FE4-like. Lineage: Eukaryota; Metazoa; Arthropoda; Malacostraca; Decapoda; Penaeidae. The transcript has 9 exons. The coding region runs from base 210 to 1502 and encodes 430 amino acids. The record is from RefSeq and is a predicted model, not a curated record.
GCCGGCACCUGACACACCUGUUGUGCGUGGCAGACUGUGUUUGAUACCGCAUGGACUGGACAUUUAUGUGUUGUUGUUUUUUAGUUCAUGUUGUGCUAAGGAUUCGUUACGUAGGAUAUAGCGAAAUGCGAAAUAUGGACUUGUGUCUUUGAAUCACGAUUAAGGUCUUUUUAAAAUAAAUUCAUUGACUGUAGUAUUCGCAAUCCAUCAUGAACAUCUUCCAAGUAUUUUCUUUGUUCUUCGCCCUAUCUCUGGUUAUUGUCUUGCCCGUAAGUAAGGCAGAAGGAAGCGAGAAAGGAGAUGAAGAGAAAGGUGGAGUAGGAAGGGAAGAGGGAUUAAACCAAUUUCGCAGAGGCAGGAUUCUAAAUUCAGGGUCUCAGACAGUGAAGGCGGAUUUGAGGGUCGAGUUCCAAAUGGUGGAUCUUCCAACUAGCCUGGGCAUCAUCACGGGCACGCAGGAGUUUACGGAGCAGCCGACGUCUCCGCCCACUACAGGAAGACCUUACUUUGCCUUCAGGGGAAUACCCUUUGCGGAGGCGCCGACGGGGAGGCUGCGGUGGGAGGACCCUGAGGAAGUGGGGGAGGCGCCUUGGCCAGGGGGUCGCCUGGACGCCACCCAGCACCGCCCCUUCUGCUCCCAAUACGACUACGAUGCGAACCAAGUCGUCGGCGAUGAAGACUGCCUGUUUCUCAAUGUGUACACUCCUUUCUUACCGGGUCAUGCACGGGAACGGUUACCAGUAUUAGUGUUUCUGCAUGACGGCUGGUACUUGAAAGGAGCUGCAUCCUCUCUCGGUCCCCAGAAGCUCCUGAGGGAGGAUAUUGUCCUUGUCACGACCAACUUUCGCCUGGGCGCUCUUGGAUUCCUAAGCACCGGGGAUACGACUCUGGCGGGCAACUACGGCGCCCUGGACCAGGUGGCAGCCCUGCGCUGGGUGCAGGGGAACGUCGCUCAGUUCGGCGGCGACCCCAGCAGGGUGACGCUCGGGGGCUUCGGGUCGGGAGCCUCCUUCGUCCACCUCCACAUGCUCUCGCCGCUCUCCAAGGGACUCUUCUCGGGCGCCAUCAUGAUGAGCGGCGCCGGGAACUGCCCUUGGUCGACCUCGCAGGAGCCCUGGGAAGUGACCUACGACCUGGCACGGAACCUGGGCUGCUCCACGUGGCCCUCGUCCAGCCUCAGGGAUUGCUUGGAGGAGAAGUCGCCUCGGGACAUCCUCAGGGCGCAGGCUGACAUGCAUAGGUACGUGUUCUGGCCGAUGCUGUUUAGACCAUCAGUGGACGGGGGGCUGAGGGAGGACCCGUUCCUGCCAGAGUCCGUCGAGAUCCUCAUGACGCAGCCUCCAGCCUCCCCUGUUCCUCUCCUCAUUGGGGGAGUUCCUGACGAAGGCAUCCUCCUUGCCCUUACCAUCACCAUCUUCGCGGAGAGCGCUGGGAGUCCGAGCCAGACCUACGACGAAGGCGGUUCGCUAUGUCUUCGAGAGCCUAUGGUCAAACUCCACUAAGGACGACGUCGCCACCGUGGCUUCUGCUGCCGAGGCGUUCUACUACUCGGAGCAGGCUAAGGACGACCUCAGUACGCUGGCUGAAGAGAUGAGUGAGGCCAUGACAGACCUCUGCUUCACCUCGUGUGUGUGGGACGCCGCCUCCUACUUCGCUGCUUCCUCCAGAUCACCUGUUUACAC